ACAUGUUGCACCUCUUCAAUUUCCAACACAAUUCUCUCUCGCCCCUUUCCCCCAGAAAACCCUCCUCUUCUUCACUCGAUCAGAUCUCACCAUCACCAUGAAGAAACCAAGCUUCUUAGCAGCCUCUAUCGCCGCCGCUUCCGCCACAACUGCCAUAACUGCCUCUAAUCGCAAAAACCAAACCUCUCACCAGGAUCAUGGAGCAUCGAGCAAUUAUAAUGAAGAUUCGUCGCCGGAGAAGAAGAGUUGUUGCUCGGAGAAAUUUGCGCCAAGGUUUGAUGGAUUGAGGUUUAUUGAAACUCUGGUUUGUCUCCCUCAAUUUGACCUAACCCUCAUCCUCUCAAUCACAAAUUCCGGUGAGGGGUGGCGGUGGUGCUCCGUCAUAAUCAUAGUCUCUGAACGUUGUCGGCGAUCACCACUGAACCCGUCCCACCCGUUUCCUCCCCAAAUAUCCGACUACACCCUAAAAAUCGGAACCCAAGAAUCGCAACAGAAGAAAGAGAUUACGAACGAUGCUUCUUCGGAACCUACAAAUCAGAACCUGCAAAUCGAACCUAACUUUGUUACCCUUCUUCAUCCCCCUCUCUCUCUCUCUCUCUCUCUCUCUCUUGUAGAUCGAUCGAUACUUUCAUCUCCUUUAACAGCUUCAAGAACCCUAACCCCAGUCCUAUCACACAAGUCAUUGCAGUUGGGUGAAGAAAUCAUCAUCAACAACAACACCUACCCUGUUGCUGAUCAUAAAUCAACGACAUCAGAAGUUGAAACGGGGUUGAAUUAG
Molecule: messenger RNA, 778 nt
Organism: Lactuca virosa
Lineage: Eukaryota; Viridiplantae; Streptophyta; Magnoliopsida; Asterales; Asteraceae
Source: the annotation of a GenBank genome assembly